AUGACGUGCACCGCAAGUUUCAAAUUUUACGUUCAAGUCGUCGCGAUCUUGUGCUGCUUCAAACUUUUGUUCAUUCCGGCUUAUCGAUCAACCGACUUCGAAGUUCAUCGAAACUGGCUUGCCAUAACACACAGUCUUCCAAUUAGUGAAUGGUACAGGAGCAACAUUUCAAUAUGGACGUUGGACUACCCCCCACUGUUUGCCUGGAUGGAGAGAGGGCUUUCAUAUCCGGCUAAAUUAAUUGACGAGAAAAUGUUAGAUAUCGAGAACUUGGAUUAUACGUCUCAGGCCACUGUCAGAUUCUUGAAACAUUACAAAGAGGUAGAUUAUGGUUGUAGUAAGAAAAAACCCACCAGUGGGAUGGUAGCAGCAAAACCAUCAGCUGCUGCAGCCACAACGGCAGCUGCAGCUACAGCAAUGACAGAAAAAGUAAUGUGCUUAAUGCUACUCUUCAUCACUAACUUUGGCCUCUUUAUUGUAGAUCACAUCCAUUUCCAAUACAAUGGCAUUCUCUAUGGCAUCAUGCUUCUCUCUCUAUUGAAAAUAUACCAGGAUCGCAUCGUAGAAUCGGCCUUUUGGUUUUCCGUACUCUUAUGUAUGAAGCACAUCUACCUGUACAUAUGCCCUGUCUUUGGGGUUUUCAUGUUGGGGAGAUGUUGGGUGGAUGGAAGGGGGGAUGAUGAUGAUGUUUGCAAGUUUUUCCUUUCAAGUCUCAGACAGACUGCAUUCAAACCAGUCAUCAUCACGCCACCGCAGAACAGCGUGGGGCCCAUGAUCUCCAGGUUGUUUCCCUUCAAGAGAGGGCUCUGCCAUGCAUAUUGGGCCCCAAACUUUUGGGCCCUUUAUAAUGCUUUCGAUAAGUUUCUCUUUAUCUCAGCCAAUAGAAUCGCAGGGGGUGAAAACAUCAGCCAAUCAAAUGCCUCGAUGACCGGUGGGCUGGUCCAAGAGUACGAUCACGCCAUUCUCCCCAGCGUUAAACCAGCGCACACUUUCAUAUUAACUGCCAUCUUCAUGAUCCCAAGCAUCAUACUAGCCUGGCCCGAACGGCUGAUGAAUAAAAAGAUGGGUGGAGUCAAAGAAGUAGGAGGAGUUGAAAAGGUCAAAGAAGUAGGAGGAGUUGAAGUGGGAGGAGUCAAAACAGCCGUUCGACCUAUCAGAUUCGUUCGUGCAGUCGUCCUGUGUGCCAUGGCAUCGUUCAUGUUUGGCUGGCACGUGCAUGAGAAGGCCAUCUUGCUGGUUGUCUUGCCGCUGACUUUGUUGGCGUUGAAUUCGAAGCGAGAAGCUGGAUUGUUCCUGUUGCUGAGCUGUGUGGCCAACUUUUCGCUGUUCCCACUCAUAUUUACGAAAGCUGAGCAGCCAUUGAAGUACAUCCUCUGCAUCAUCAGCCUCAUCAUCGCAUUCUCAUUUCUCACGUCACACCACAAGGAAUAUUCUAGAAGCUGCUGGCGACUACCUCUUCUGGCGUCACUGGAAAGCGCCUACGUGAUUGGCCUGCUAUUUAUAGAAACCUACAGCGCUCUGUUACAUUUUAUCCUAUUUAAAAAUUCGCUGGAGUUCCUUCCGCUCAUGAUGACGUCAUGUUAUUGCUCUCUGGGUGUGGUUUAUACUUUUGUUAAGAUGAUUGGUCUGUUCUGUUUCAACAUAGGUGAUUGAUUGAUAGAUGGAUGGAUAGAUAGAUGGAUAUACAAAUAUCUGUUACAAUACUAGAUAUAGUAAAAAAAAUAUACAGAUACACACACACAAACAAAAACACACAAAUUCGACCACACAUUUAUUUAUACUCUCAACUAAACUGAAUGAAAGAAACAUAUUAUAUCAUCAUUACAAAAUAAUAAUAAAAAAGUUAUUGAUAAUAAUAUAACAAUUAUACACUGGUGGCUAUGUUACAAUCAUGUGACGACGAUGAUAAUAAUAAUGGUGAUGAUGAAUAAAAUGGUUAAAACGACAGAUGCUAACGAAUCAUCACAAAUGGUGCUAAAUUAAAGUGAUUGAUGUGGAGGUAGUAGUUCUGUGUAUAGUACUUACUUAAACAAUUAAAAAUAAAGUUACAUUACGAACUAGAAAAGAUAUAUAUUUAUAUAUAUAUAUAUAUAACAGAUUUAAUCACAAUUGAAUAAAUGACUUUCCACACAUACUGUUAAGCGAUGUUUUUGGUUCUACCCAGUUUCGGUUCCAAUUAUAAAACGCAGAAAUCCCCCAACAGGAGAGAAUUUGAAAUUGCUUUGUAAAGAUAGUUCGCGAAAACAACCACAAAUCAGUUGACUGUACUUGAAUUACGUUAACAAAUUGACUUCAAAGUAUUGCAAAAAUUGCCUAUCUAUGUAGAGUCAGUCAAUUUAUCAAUCAAUCAAUCAACCAAUGAAACAACCAAUUAAUUGAUCAAUCAAUCAACCAACCAAUCAAUUAGUCGAUAAUAAACUAGUCGUUUAGUAAAUCGAUCACUUCAUCCAUCGCUCCAUCACUCAUUCCUCCACUCAUCGAACAAAGGACAGAUGUUAACAAAAGAUUGCAUAUCGCUGGCCCCCGAGAGGCAGUCGGACAGCACAUCCCUAGUUUUGCCGGAUGUGUUCAGGCAGAUUUUACUGAUCAGGUAUUUCAGCCAGAGAACGUUCGUCAUUGGACAAAACUU
Helobdella robusta is the source of this 2629-nucleotide messenger RNA. RefSeq lists its product as hypothetical. Bases 1 to 1653 code for a protein of 550 amino acids. Gene Ontology annotation, biological process: protein N-linked glycosylation. The record is from RefSeq and is a predicted model, not a curated record. The transcript is spliced from 13 exons. Gene Ontology annotation, molecular function: dolichyl pyrophosphate Glc1Man9GlcNAc2 alpha-1,3-glucosyltransferase activity. Gene Ontology annotation, cellular component: endoplasmic reticulum membrane. NCBI's taxonomy places the organism in Eukaryota, Metazoa, Annelida, Clitellata, Rhynchobdellida, Glossiphoniidae.